Phyllopteryx taeniolatus (common seadragon) is the source of this 1920-nucleotide messenger RNA. RefSeq lists its product as uncharacterized. The transcript is spliced from 14 exons. The record is from RefSeq and is a predicted model, not a curated record. Bases 192 to 1901 code for a protein of 569 amino acids. NCBI's taxonomy places the organism in Eukaryota, Metazoa, Chordata, Actinopteri, Syngnathiformes, Syngnathidae.
CGGUGCAUUUAAAUACAGUGCGAGGUCCACCGUUACGAUGACACUGCUGAAGUUAACUACACAGAAUAAGCUAACAUCAACAGUAACGUUAGCUAAGAGCAGGUUAACAUACUUAUGAUCGGCGAGGGUGAGUAUUAAAAUGUCAAAGCUGAUUUAUUGCGUCAAUCAAAGUCAGGGCUGCAUUGCAAUGAAUGCCAGGAUCAACCGUAAAACAAUGCAUAUCUUGCCUGCAGCACGUCCCAGUUGCGUGCAAGGUAUGCAAACUUUGUGGAACUCAGCAGCCCAUGAAGAAGAAGAUCCAGAGAGCUCAAGAAAAAGCCUCCAGGGAAUGGGCAACAAAACUCAGAAAAAUGGGUAAUGCUCCAAAGUUAAUGGACACAGCCCGGAUUCUUGUUCAUAAAUUCAAGAUGGUCGGAUUGCAUCCUCUUUUGCUCUAUGGGUAUGCGAAAAAAGACAAGGUGUCUUGUGGUUACCUCUAUGGCUUGGAAGGAGUCACAACUAAAGAACUUGAAAUUGUUGCAGCCAUUAAAGAUUUAUAUCAGAGUCUCCUGGAAGUGAUUAUUCAAAGAGAGAAGGAGGCCCAAACUGUCUGCCUGAUGGACAAUGAAGGACCGAGGGAACCUGCUGGAUCAUCUCUGGAUACCAGAGUCAAAGAGGAGGAUGUGGCCUUUCCUGUUAUUUUAACACCAUGGCCCUCCUCAUCUCCAGGACUGACUCCUCAACCUUCUGUGACAUCACCCCAAAAGUGUGGCACCAAACUUUGCUCUCCACCAAAACAUUCUGUAAUAAUUAAAAGGGAGAAGGUUAACCAAACACUUUCAGGGCGACAGAGGGAGCCUGUUGGAUCUCCUUUGGACCCUAAGGUCAAAGAUGAGGGUGUUGCCUUCCCUCGUAAAACUUGUGACCCUGCACCUCUGCCAUGCACCAUGUCCCCCUCAUCUCCAAGACCGACUCUACAACACUCUGCAGGAGCUGCCCAAAGGUUUGCUUCCAAACUGUGCUCUCCACCAAAGCAGACUGGAUCAACCCUAAAACAAUGCUUAGCUUGCAUGCAGCACGUCCCUGUCGCGUGCAAGGUAUGCAAACUUUGUGGCGCCCGGCAGCCCAUGAAGGUGAAGAUACAGAGGGCUCAAGAAAAGGCCUCCAAGGAAUGGGCGACAAAUCUUAGAAAAACGGGUAAUACUCCCAAGUUAGUGGACACUGCUCGGAUUCUGGUUCAUAAAUUCAAGAUUGUUGGUUUGCAUCCACUUUUCCUGCAUGGUUAUGGGAAAAAGAAUAAAGUGUCCUGUGGUUACCUCCAUGGCUUGGAGGGAGUCACGACGAAAGAACUUGAAAUUGUUGCAGCUAUAAAAGAAUUAUAUCAGAGCCUAUUAGAAGUUAUAAUUCAAAGAGAGAGAGAGGCCCAAACGAUCUGCUUGGUGGAUGAAGAGACACAGAGGGAGCCUGCUGGAUUGUCUAUGAAUACUAAGGUCAAAAAGAAGGAUCUGACUUUUCCUCUCACACCUUGGGACCUCACAGCAUCAGCCAUGGCUUCCUCGUCUCCAGAACCACCCCCUCAACAGUAUGCACGCUUUCCCCAAAAGUCUGCCGCCAACCACCUGUGUUCUCCACAGAACCAGACAGACUAUGAAUUCCUCAGAGACAAAAACACAUUCCCAUUUUCAGAGAUCAUUACAGAAAGGAUUCUAAAUGAAAGCUGCAAAAGGAUGGGACUUGAAUUACUGGGAAGCCACAUGAUAUGGAAUAAUUCUGGAGUGGAAGAGGACAGCAUGAAUUGUACAGCAUUGGUGUUGUGUUCAUUUUUGUCUGUUUUGUGCUUGCAUGUCAAUUUUGUAGAUUGUGUCUUGUUUUGUAGCAUUCCUAUUAUAAUUAUGUACAGUAUGUAUAUUCCUUUUUUAUAAAAUUGUCUUUCAAAAGAAA